Molecule: messenger RNA, 993 nt
Organism: Caenorhabditis remanei
Lineage: Eukaryota; Metazoa; Nematoda; Chromadorea; Rhabditida; Rhabditidae
Exons: 10
Coding region: 1-993 (330 amino acids)
Source: RefSeq, a predicted model, not a curated record
AUGGUGUUUCGAAAACUUUUAAUAUACAUUUCAAUCAUUUCUUUCGUCAACUCAUGCAUCCGGACUAUUCCUCCUGAAGAGGUGUACAUCAGUUCAACCGCCGCUAACCUCCCUACCGAGGAGCCUGGGACGCCGGGAACUGACGAACCGGUGACAGGAGAGCCCGUAACCGGUGAGCCCGUAACCGGAGAGCCCGUAACCGGAGAACCUACCUCAUUGUGCAAUACGUGUAAAAUUGAUGCAAUCAAGCCAACUUUAACAGACCCUGCAACCGUUUUCACACAAUCAGACGUGCCCGGAGAAUGCCUCACGACUGAUGUGAAGUGCGCAAGAACUGAUACACAGGUCUGCACAGACAUCAAAAUGACUGCAAAUGGAAUAGAAAUUGGAUCUGUUACCAACAAUAAAGAGGUGACGGCCACAUUGAAAUGUCGCGAAGACGGAAGCUAUUCAAGUGGUGAAGUAGUGGGAAUCACUCAAUUGGCUUGUAAUUUCAUGGGAUGUGCCGAGCCUACACCAUGCAGUAAAUGCAAUGUAGACGCAUUGGUUCCGCAAAUGGAGCCAGGAACUAGUUUGACUUAUAAGCAAGUUCUAUUUAUCAAAAGUGAAAAGAAGUUACACAACUCAGUUGCAAAUUCGAUGACUGCGCGGAUCCGACUCGUAAGUUUUGUGUACAUCUGUGCUCGCAUCUCAACAUUUUCAGCAUGCACCGCUUGCAAUUUUGCUGCUCUCACUCCACAGCCCGCUGAUAUUGGUGGCAAACUAGUAGCCACAGAGAGCAUAGAUCGGCACGGGUGCACCGAAGCCCAAGUGAUUUGUUUGAGAGAUGACAACAAAGUGUGCACAUCUGUACAAUUGAUAGCAAAUUUAGCGUCGGGGCCGAAGAUUCUUCGAGAAGGCACAAACACAGGCACAGUGCAGGAGACGGCGGUAUGUCGGAACAAUAUUGUGUACCCCUAUGGAUCACGAGUUCCACAACCUGGAAACGAAUAG